Molecule: messenger RNA, 516 nt
Organism: Aureococcus anophagefferens
Lineage: Eukaryota; Pelagophyceae; Pelagomonadales; Pelagomonadaceae
Exons: 1
Biological process (GO): regulation of DNA-templated transcription
Cellular component (GO): nucleus
Molecular function (GO): RNA polymerase II cis-regulatory region sequence-specific DNA binding; DNA-binding transcription factor activity, RNA polymerase II-specific
Source: RefSeq, a predicted model, not a curated record
AUGGACCUGGAGGACGACUACGGCGUCGGCGGCGACGACGACGACCUCAAGCGGCGCCGGUGGACGAAGCGCGAGGACGAAAAGCUCCGCGCGGGCGUCAAGGCCGUGGGCUCCGGCGACUGGGCGGCCGUGUGCAACACGUACCUCGGCGGCCACGGCCGGUCGCCGGAGCAGUGCCGCCACCGCUGGGAGCACGUGCUCAGCGAGGGCCUCGUCAAGGGCGCGUUCACGGAGGACGAGGACGAGAUCAUCGUCCGGGCCAUGAAGGAGGGCCGCCAGCUCACGUGGAUGCAGAUCGCCGCGCGCAUCCCCGGGCGCAUCGGGAAGCAGUGCCGCGAGCGCUGGACGAACCACCUCGACCCCUCCCUCAAGAAGGGCGGCUGGACGCCCGAGGAGGACUCGAUCAUGGCCGAGGCGCAGACGCGGUGGGGCAACGCGUGGACCAAAAUCGCGGAGCUGCUGCCCGGCCGCGCGGAGAACGCCGUCAAGAACCGCUGGAACUCGGCCUUCCGCCGC